This is a messenger RNA of Micromonas pusilla CCMP1545, 1386 nucleotides long. RefSeq lists its product as uncharacterized. The record is from RefSeq and is a predicted model, not a curated record. Lineage: Eukaryota; Viridiplantae; Chlorophyta; Mamiellophyceae; Mamiellales; Mamiellaceae. Gene Ontology annotation, molecular function: protein binding. The coding region runs from base 1 to 1386 and encodes 461 amino acids. The transcript has a single exon.
AUGCAGAAGACGCGCGCGCUCGCCGCGCCGAAGGAAAUGCGCGUCGGGUCGCUCCUCUGCGCGGCGCUCUCUCCGCACGACGACGGCGCCACCAUCGUCGUCGGCGGCGAGCGCGCGACCGCGCUCGUCUUCGACCUCCGCGCGCCGUCCUCGCGCGUCACGGCGCACGCUCUGAGCGCGUCCACCGGGUGCUUCGACGCCGACGACGCGGUGAACGCGGUGGCGUUCAACCCGACGCGACCGCACGCGCUGUACUGCGCGUCGGGCGCGCGCGUCGACGCGUGGGACCUUCGCGCGCUGCCGUCGACGACGACGACGACGAGAUCGAAAUCGAAAUCGAAAUCGACAUCACCGUCGUCCGGCGGCGGCGGCUCGGCCCUGGGGUCGCCGCUGCAUCGCUACGCGUUCAACGCCGACGAGAUCAACUCCAUCGUCAUCGACGCCAAGGGCGGCGCCAUGGCGUGCGCGGACGACGCCGGCGAGGUGGUCGCCGUCGACGUCUCGUCGCCUUCGAGCGUCGACGGGAAACUUCUCAAGCGAUUACGCGUCGGCGGUCACUCCAACAUCGCCUCCGGCGCGUGCUUCCGCGAGCACAAGCCGUGGGACGUCGUCAGCGGCGGGCUCGACUGCGCGAUCGUGAAGUGGGAUCGAAGCCGCGCGAGCGCGGUGGCGAGCUGGAGGGUGAGCGACCUCGCCGCGGAGGACGACGCGGCAGCGGCGGCGGACGACGACGACGACGCGGCGGCGGCGGCGGCGUCGACGUCGAACGCGAUGAACCCGCCGAUGGUGCACGCGGUCGCGGUCGCGUCCGCGGUCGAAUGCGGCGCCGCGCUCGACCCGCGCGCGAGACGGCUGGUCGCCGCCGCGUGCGGGGACGGGACCGUCGCGCUCGUGGACGUGGACCUUCCGGCGGCGGCGGCGCGAGGGGCCGGCGGAGGGAAGGGGAAGUCCAAGCGCGGCGGCGCGGGCGGCGGCGGCGACGCGAGCGGCGGUAACGGCGGCGGCGCGUUCGGCGGCGCGAGGAGGGCGGUGUUCUUGGGACGCCGCGGUGGCGGGCACGCGUCCGCGUGCACCGCGGUGCGUUUCCCCGGGCGCUUCGACGGCGCCAGGGUGCUCUCGGGCGGGAACGACGGCGUCGUGAAGCUGUGGGACUGGCGCGUCGCCGCGGGGAUGGCCGACUCGGGUGCCGACUCGGGUGCCGACGCGGGUGCCGACGCCGCGCCCGCACCGCCCGCGGCGACCGGUCUCGUGUGCGAGACCGCGCACGGGCGGAAGGUGAACGCGUUGACGUGCCGCGGCGCCGACGCCGGCGGCGGCGGCGGCGGCGAUUGGCUCUUCGUGUGCGACACCUCCUCGCGUCUCUCCGCGUACGCCCUGCGCGGAUAG